GGCGUCUACCGCAAAUGUGAUGAAUGUAACAUUAGGCCAGGAAAGACAAUGGAUUCAGGACUCGGGCAUGGUUGGUACGAUCUAACGCCGCCUGGCGGCGUUGAUUGAUCCUGACAGGAUGGAGCAACAGUGUGUGGAGGAGCGUGUCUUAGAAUGGUUGCACUACAUCUACAGCAACGAUACCGCCCGGGCCAUCGUGCUGAACGCCGCUGAGUUCAAACAACGGCUGCUGUACAUCCUAGCGACCCGAUUCAAAAUGGACGAAACCGGUGCGAGCUACUACCUGCACGCGUUCGAGUACCAGAACAUUACCGAGCACAACAUCACCGAGGAGCACGUGAACGACUUUCUCCGGCGGGUGUUCCAAUCGCUCAACUUCCUGAACCGCACCCUGCCGGAUCAGGCCGAGCCGGACGAGGUGGAUGCGACCAACUGUAGCGAUUACUGCAAAGGUGCCGUACGGGAAAUUCUGCUCGAGUACAAACUGCUGCACGGCUACAUUUCACUUGUGAUAUGUUUCUUUGGCACAAUAGCCAAUAUACUCAACAUUAUAGUGCUGACUAGAAAGGAUAUGACCAAAGUGCCCAUCAAUCGUAUUCUAAAAUGGCUCUCGGUGACGGACAUGUUUGUAAUGAUCGAGUACAUCCCGUUUGCGUUUUAUGUGUACCUUAUUCUGCCGGACCGUCGAGACUACCCGUACUCCAUGGCCGUUUAUCUAAUGUUUCACAUGCACUUCACACAAAUCCUGCACACCAUCUCAAUACUGCUGACGGUUACGCUAGCGAUUUGGAGAUACAUAGCAAUCAAGCACCCGCACGGCUCGCUUGCCAUUUAUGCCCAGUCGAACUACGGUCAGGCGAUAGCGCUCUGCUACAUCCUGGCGCCAAUCCUGUGCUUUCCGACGUACUUCGUGUUCACCAUACGGCAGACGUUCGUGUUCGAAGGUGACACCCAGCUGAUACUGUUCCACGUGGAUACGGAUGAGAGCACCAUCGUCUACCGGUAUAAUUUCUGGAUCCAUUCGGUAAUUAUCAAGCUGCUUCCCUGCACCAUCCUGACCGUCAUCAGCUGCGUACUGAUUCAGGUGCUGUGGAAGGCCAGCAAACGGCGCCUGAAAUUGAAACAGGGCGGAAAUUAUUCGAAAAACGGUACCUCGUCCGUAACGCCACAGAGCGGUGGCGGCAGCAGUGGCGUGCUGCCACCCAACAGCAACGGAAAUCGCCACCCGAAAACGGAUCGGCGUGCGGAUCGGACGACGACGCUGCUGGUGGCGGUACUGCUGCUAUUUCUCUUCACCGAAUUUCCCCAGGGCAUCCUGGGGCUGAUGAGCGGUAUCCUCGAAAAGUGUUUCUUCCGCCGCUGUUACGGGCUGUUCGGCGAGGUGAUGGACCUGCUGGCCUUAAUUAAUGCUGCCAUCGGAUUCGUGCUGUACGGGCUGAUGUCGAAACAGUUCCGGACGAGCUUCAAGUCGGUUUUUUUCAAAACUCCAACCCAUAGGGCCGAGAUUACGCGCAUGACCGGCAUCACGACCACCUGUGUCUGAUCGUGCAACAGUGCAACGCGCGUCCUGCACCUUUCCACCACCCGUCCCCCUUCGGGCCAUUGACUUCCGGUGC
Messenger RNA from Anopheles moucheti, 1616 nucleotides. Its product is annotated as G-protein coupled receptor dmsr-1. The record is from RefSeq and is a predicted model, not a curated record. Gene Ontology annotation, cellular component: membrane. NCBI's taxonomy places the organism in Eukaryota, Metazoa, Arthropoda, Insecta, Diptera, Culicidae. The transcript has 7 exons. Gene Ontology annotation, biological process: G protein-coupled receptor signaling pathway. The coding region runs from base 119 to 1543 and encodes 474 amino acids. Gene Ontology annotation, molecular function: G protein-coupled receptor activity.